UUAUCCAUUCUCCCUAGGUAUGACCUAUUCUAGGCCUUCGUGGAUCUUCCAUACCCUCCUUCCCUAUAUAUAUAUUACCAUUUCUUUCCCAUAGUUUAACACUGCUUUACACUGAUUAGCUUGAUAAUAUUUGAAUUUCACUCGUCAAUUGAAGUGUGUGACAAUGGCUAUGGCGAUGGCUAGCAAGAGAGCUGUUAAGUCUGCAGCACAGGCUUUUUCUCCACUCUCUUCCAUCAGAGCAUUGCAUGCUCCUGCAGGACCUAAUAAAAUUGUUGGGGUCUUCUACAAGGCCAAUGAAUAUGCUUCGCAGAAUCCCAACUUCCUUGGCUGCGUGGAAAAUUCUCUGGGUAUAAAAGAAUGGCUAGAAUCGAAUGGACAUCAGUACAUUGUAACUGAUGACAAGGAAGGCCCCAACUGUGAGCUUGAAAAGCACAUUCCUGACUUGCAUGUUCUGAUUACUACGCCUUUCCAUCCAGCCUAUGUGACCGCAGAGCGGAUCAAGAAGGCAAAGAACUUACAACUUCUUCUCACAGCUGGUAUAGGUUCUGACCAUAUUGAUCUCAAUGCUGCAGCAGAAGCUGGUUUGACUGUCGCAGAAGUUACAGGAAGUAAUGUGGUGUCAGUGGCAGAAGAUGAACUCAUGCGUAUUCUCAUAUUGGUACGCAAUUUCGUUCCUGGGUAUAAGCAGAUUGUUGAGGGCGACUGGAAUGUAGCUGCUGUUUCAUACAGGUCAUAUGAUCUCGAAGGGAAAACUAUAGGUACUGUUGGUGCUGGUCGAAUCGGCAAAGAAUUACUCAAAAGAUUGAAGCCCUUCAACUGUAAGCUUCUCUACCAUGACCGUCUUUCAAUUGGACCAGAGUUGGAAAAGGAAACAGGGGCAACUUGGGAGAAAAAUCUUGAUGAUAUGCUUCCUAAAUGUGAUGUAGUUGUCAUCAACAUGCCUCUUUCUGACAAGACUAGGGGAAUGUUUGACAAGGAAAAAAUUAGCAAAAUGAAGAAGGGCGUUCUGAUUGUGAACAAUGCACGAGGUGCAAUCAUGGAUGCUCAAGCAGUUGCUGAUGCUUCUGCAAGUGGACAUAUUGGAGGUUAUAGUGGAGAUGUUUGGUUUCCCCAACCAGCUCCCAAAGAUCAUCCAUGGCGCUCCAUGCCCAACCAUGCCAUGACUCCUCAUAUAUCUGGGACUACGAUAGAUGCUCAGAUAAGGUAUGCAGCAGGAACGAAGGAUAUGCUGGACAAAUACUUCAAGGGUGAAGAUUUUCCUUCACAAAACUAUAUGGUCAAGGAUGGAAAGCUAGCCAGCCAGUAUCUAUAAGGAUAUCUCGUUAAGUCAGAAUUAGCUAUAGUUUUUCACAUUUGGGACUGGUUAAUUCUGAACCACGAGCAAGAACUGGUACAAAAAUAUUGAUCAGCAAUUCAGUUUCAGCCUUAAUAAAACAAGGAUCUCAAGUUUUUGCAGUCAUACAUUGCAGAGACUAGUAGUGCCUAGAAUAAUGCACUAGGAAAUAAUUUGAAGGUGGUAUGAAGCUUUCAUCUAGUUGUCUAAUUCAGGAUAACCUGAAAUAAGAGCCAUGUGCUAACGAGACCCUACUUUUUGCUGCUGGUAAUGAGUUGAUUUGAUUUAUAUAUCAUACUGCUCUUGCAUUGCCAUUUAUUUCAUAGAAUGAGGAAUGCGGCUUUCUCACUGUAAGGUAUUUGUGUUUAUUUGCUAAGUGAGGAAUACAUUUCUUUGGCUUCAAGUAUUGAAUUUGUCAGGCUUACUUCUGUUCGUAUGAUUAAUAUAUCUGUCAAAUUCUCAA
This is a messenger RNA of Cryptomeria japonica (Japanese cedar), 1796 nucleotides long. RefSeq names its product formate dehydrogenase, chloroplastic/mitochondrial. NCBI's taxonomy places the organism in Eukaryota, Viridiplantae, Streptophyta, Pinopsida, Cupressales, Cupressaceae. Gene Ontology annotation, cellular component: mitochondrion; chloroplast. The transcript is spliced from 8 exons. The record is from RefSeq and is a predicted model, not a curated record. Gene Ontology annotation, molecular function: NAD binding; oxidoreductase activity, acting on the CH-OH group of donors, NAD or NADP as acceptor; formate dehydrogenase (NAD+) activity. The coding region runs from base 164 to 1312 and encodes 382 amino acids.